Molecule: messenger RNA, 769 nt
Organism: Plutella xylostella (diamondback moth)
Lineage: Eukaryota; Metazoa; Arthropoda; Insecta; Lepidoptera; Plutellidae
Product: Coiled-coil-helix-coiled-coil-helix domain containing 3
Biological process (GO): inner mitochondrial membrane organization
Cellular component (GO): MICOS complex
Source: RefSeq, a predicted model, not a curated record
AAUUCUACAGCACAGACCUGUCAAAAAAUGUCUGACGUGAUUUGCCGAAAAGUUAUUUGAAUUGGUUUUUUUACAAACAUGGGAGGAUCCCAAAGCACCCGAAAGCUGAGUGUUGACAACGACAACUCAAUUCAAGUGUCUCAGGAAGCACUAGAUCGGAUACAGUCUCAACUUGCCGCAAAACAGGCAAGUCAGCCUCCUCCCCCACAGUACGCAGCGCCACAGUACCCGGCGCCUCCAUAUUACGAGUCCCGAAGGCCACAACAAGAGCACUCAUCCGAAGAGGCUUACUGGAACAGGAGGAUCGAGGACCUCAAAAAGGCACACGAGAAAAUAAGCGCGACCAUGCAGUUGGAAUACCAAAAGACACUGAAGGAGGCUAAUGAAUUGUUCAACUCAGUUAAUGAAAAGAAGGUUGCUAUCAAAACGGCCCCAUGCCAAGAGGAGAAAGCAAAGGUGCUCCAGUGCUACAAAGCAAACCCAGAUAAAUCUCUAUUGUGUUCUGUGUUAGUAAACCAAUUCAAUGACUGUGUAUGCAAGAGCCGAGUGGCGGCAGUGUCAGCAACGUCUUGAACCAGCUAGCAAACAAUAACUGUAAAUAAAUGAUAUUAACAUAGAACAAAACAAUAUUCCAGUAACAGAAUGAUGUCAGUAAAUUAUUUGAUCGUGAAAAUCCAACAAAUUGAAACAUGGAUGGAUCAUCUGCACACAUGAUUAGUAGAUUAAUAAUUAUUAAUAUUAUUGCUGUAUGAAUAAACUGUUAAUUUAA